AUGCUAUCCAUCCUCCUGCAGAAACAUCGAGAGAAGAACCGCAGUGUGCAUCUUGCUUUUCUCGAUCUCGAGAAAGCUUUCGAAAGUGUCCCACAUGAGCUGUUAUGGAUAUCCAUGAGGUCGCAUAGAGUACCAGAAGAAUAUGUGCGGUGGACGAAGCUGCUUUAUGCGAAGCCUACCAGUGUUGUACUGUGUGCUGCUGGAACAAGCAGGCCAUUCCCUGUACAAGUAGGGGUUCAUCAGGGUUUAUCCCUCUCACCUCUGUUGUUCAUACUGUGCAUGGACACGAUAACGAAGGAAAUCUAG
Molecule: messenger RNA, 306 nt
Organism: Necator americanus (New World hookworm)
Lineage: Eukaryota; Metazoa; Nematoda; Chromadorea; Rhabditida; Ancylostomatidae
Exons: 1
Coding region: 1-306 (101 amino acids)
Source: RefSeq, a predicted model, not a curated record